Molecule: messenger RNA, 3461 nt
Organism: Seriola dumerili (greater amberjack)
Lineage: Eukaryota; Metazoa; Chordata; Actinopteri; Carangiformes; Carangidae
Gene: ift88
Product: intraflagellar transport 88
Exons: 26
Coding region: 33-2564 (843 amino acids)
Biological process (GO): intraciliary transport; non-motile cilium assembly; inner ear receptor cell stereocilium organization
Cellular component (GO): centriole; ciliary base; non-motile cilium
Molecular function (GO): kinesin binding
Source: RefSeq, a predicted model, not a curated record
UUUCGUCACACCACCUCUACGGAGAAAGAGAAAUGGAAAAUGUGCAUCUGGCUCUAGAGGAGGAUGAUCUUUAUUCGGGUUACAACGACUAUAAUCCAACAUUUGACUCCGAGGAGUUGGAGAAUGAUUUGGGCUUCCAGCAAGCAGUGCGGACAAGUCAUGGAAGAAGACCCCCGAUGACUGCCAAAUUUCCUGGCACUGCCAUUGGAGCUCGGCCUAUAGCUUCUUCCUUUGGAUCUCGGGUCCCUAUGACCUCUUCAAUGGGCAGACCCAUGACUGGAGCUGUGCAGGAUGGAGCCGCCCGACCAAUGACUGCUGUCAGAGCAGCAGGUUACACCUCCUCCCUGACCCGUGGCUCAACCUUUGACCCUCUAGGCCAGUCCAAAGGCCCUGCACCUCCACUUGAAGCGAAGAAUGACGACACGCCUGAGGAGAAAAUCAAGAUCCUGGAGAAGAAAGUGAAUGACCUGAUAGAAGAGAGCUGCAUGGCACAGAGUGUGGGAGCCUUACAACUGGCUCUUGAAAAAGCCAAAGAGGCAGGGAGGAAGGAGCGCAUGCUGGUGAGACAGAGGGAACAGUCUGGCAAUGCAGACCACAUCAAUUUAGACCUCACCUACUCAGUUUUGCUCAACCUUGCCAACCAGUACGCGAACAAUGAAAUGUUCCCAGAGGCCCUAAACAGCUACCAGGUCAUUGUGAAGAACAAGAUGUUCAGUAAUGCAGGCCGAAUGAAAGUCAACAUGGCCAACAUCUACUUCAAACAGAAAAACUACCCCAAAGCCAUCAAGUUCUACCGGAUGGCACUGGACCAGAUCUCCAACGCUCACAAGGAAAUGAGGAUCAAAAUCAUGCAGAAUAUCGGCGUGGUCUUCGUCCGCAUGGGCCAGUACUCAGAUGCCAUAACGUCCUUCGAACACAUUAUGAGUGAGAGCCCCAACAUCAAGACGGGCUUCAACCUCAUCCUGUGCUACUACGCCAUCGGUGACAGGGAGAGGAUGAAGAAGGCCUUUCAGAAGCUCAUUUCUGUCCCUCUGGGCAUUGAUGAAGAAGACAAGUACAUCCCAUCUAAUGAUGACACCAGCGCAAAUAUGGUCAUCGAGGCCAUUAAGAACGACAAGCUUCACCAGAUGGAGAGAGACCUAAAAGUUCUCGCUGAGAAGUACAUCAUGACCGCAGCCAAGCUCAUCGCCCCGGCUAUUGAGACUUCCUUUGCUACUGGUUUUGACUGGUGUGUGGACAUGGUGAAGAGCUCUCAGUAUGUUGAGCUUGCCAAUGAUCUAGAGAUCAACAAAGCCAUCACCUAUCUGAGACAGAAGGACUUCAACCAGGUUGAGGCAGUAGAAACCCUGAAAACAUUUGAGAAGAAGGACAGCAGAGUGAAGAGCGCUGCAGCCACCAACCUCUCUUUUCUCUACUUCCUGGAGAAGGACUACGACCAGGCUGACCGAUAUUCUGAUCUCGCCAUGAACGCUGAUCGCUACAACCCAGCGGCACUCAUCAACAAGGGCAACACCGUGUUCUCCAAGCAGGACUAUGAAAAGGCUGCAGAGUUCUACAAAGAAGCACUGAGGAAUGAUUCCUCCUGCACCGAGGCCCUCUACAACCUGGGUCUCACCUAUAAGAAACUGAAUCGCCUGGAGGAGGCUCUGGACUGCUUCCUGAAGCUCCAUGCCAUUCUGAGGAACAGCGCCCAAGUCAUGUUCCAGCUGGCCCACCUCUAUGAGCUUCUGGAGGAUCCCCAACAGGCAAUUGAGUGGUUGAUGCAGGUCAUCAGUGUAACUCCCACCGACCCCCAGGCACUGGCCAAAUUGGGGGAGCUGCAUGAUGGCGAGGGGGACAAGUCCCAGGCUUUCCAGUACUACUACGAGUCCUUCAGGUACUUCCCCUCCAACAUCGAUGUGAUUGAGUGGCUCGGAGCGUACUACAUCGAGACCCAGUUCUGUGAAAAGGCCAUUCAGUACUUUGAAAGAGCCACACUCAUACAACCAACACAGGUGAAGUGGCAGUUAAUGGUGGCGAGCUGCUACAGAAGAAGUGGAAACUACCAGAAAGCUCUGGAAACGUAUAAAGACAUCCACCGCAAGUUCCCAGAAAAUGUAGAAUGUCUGCGUUUCUUGGUGAGGCUGUGCACAGACAUGGGACUGAAUGAAGUUCAAGAAUACGCCACCAAGCUGAAGAAAGUGGAGAAGAUGAAGGAGAUCAAAGAACAGAGGGUGAAGUCGGGGCGAGAAGGCAGUGCCAGAGGUCGGAGAGAAGGCAGAGAGGGCAGCGCUGGGAGUGCUGUAUCUCAAUCUGAGUCUAAACAACUCAGUCCACUGUUGGACUCAGAGAGAGACAGCAGCCACAGCAGCAACAGCACUAAAGGAGAGCGGCUGAGCGCCAAGAUGAGGUCACUUCCUGCCUCCAAUGAGCCCUACGAGGCCAGCAGCCAAAAAGAACUAGACGCGUCCUAUGUGGACCCACUGGGGCCUCAGAUGGAGAGACCAAAGACGGGAGCCAAGAAGCGCAUGGAGGAUGACGACUUUGCAGAUGAAGAGCUGGGAGACGACCUGCUGCCGGAGUAGCUGCCUGAGUCUGAAUGAACAUUUUCUCUUUUGUCACCUUUCGGAAGGCAAGAGCACAAAGCUUCACCACAAAACCAAAACAUUUUAAACUCAGCUCUUUUUAGCAAAAAAACAUAAACGUUACGGGAUAAGAGAGUCCAGUGACUGUUAUUCCUCUACUGUUUACAUCAGCGGUCCAGGAGUUGGAUGUUUGUACCUCCAUCAAAUUGGUCAACUUUGCAUGAAAACAUAUCGGCGUAGUGCUGAUUUUUCAAAGGUCAAUAUUUAUACAAAUCCAUUUAGCAGAGGAAUACCUAUCUUCAUGGAACAAAUGGCGAAACGUUUCACAAGAAGUUACAGUGCAGUUUGUAAGUAUUUGGACAGAUUCGUUGAAGCUCUGUACUCCGGCACAAUGAGUCUGAGAUGAAACAAUUACGAUGAGGUUGAAGUUUUGACAUUUAGCUUUAAUUUGAACACACUUACAUUCAUUUUUGAUGAAGUGUUUAGAAAUGAUAGACAUUUUUGGACAUACAUUUCCUCCCAAGAGUAAACAGGCUACGAGCCCUGUGCAGUUCAGCCAGUGUGGAUGAGAAGGAUCAGGCAACAACAAGUUUUGCAUUUUUACCUCAACGUCACCUUUUCAUUUUAAAUCCAGUGUUGGAGCACAGAGCCAAAAAUAGUGAAAAACAUAUCGCUGUCCUAAUAUUUUUUUGACUGCGCUGUAUGUUUCCAUAUGUGAGCUUGGUAACCUUCUGGAAAAUCCAUCAGCACAGUAUAGCAGACUUCAUGUGAUGUAUCAACUGAAAGGGUUAUCUUACUUUCUGCAUUUUGUACUUUGCAAAUUCCAAAAAAUGUGUAUUUGUAGUAUAAUAUUUAUUUUUUUCUUGUCUACUCAUUUGUAUGUCGUUUAUUAUAUAA